This is a messenger RNA of Photinus pyralis (common eastern firefly), 1691 nucleotides long. RefSeq lists its product as uncharacterized. The coding region runs from base 319 to 1215 and encodes 298 amino acids. The transcript is spliced from 3 exons. Lineage: Eukaryota; Metazoa; Arthropoda; Insecta; Coleoptera; Lampyridae. The record is from RefSeq and is a predicted model, not a curated record.
UUGUUCUUCCAAGGGCUUUAAAUAAACUCGUAUGCAUAAAAAGCCGCGUACUGACUUGCAUAUGCAUGCGCUGAGUCGCCACGAACACACAUAAACAUUCAAGUGUGGACGUCAAUUCGCAACGACUCGGCGCAUGUUUUUCUUCUCGCGAGUCACGACGAACGCGCAUGAUGUGAGCCAAAAGGUGUCGGUUUUUAGUCGCCGCUCAAAGGAAUUAUAUUGUGCGUGCUUGCUCAGUUUGGACGACAUUUCAGUGUAUUCUUGCAGCUAGAACGUAUACCUACCGGAAUAUUUUUUAACGACACGUUAGUAUUAAAAAUGGAGUGGUCAAACGAUGACUGUCUACAGUUAAUCGAUUUGUACGAACAACAUCCGGUCUUAUGGGAUGCAAAACAUCCCUUCCAUUAUUCCAAAAAUAAGAAAAUAGAUGCGUGGGAUAGCAUAGCACAGAAUUUAAAUAAAGAACUAAACGGAAUUAAGCAAAAAAUGACCAGUUUAUUGGGAUCGUUUCGUGCCCAGAAAAGUAAGGGCAAAAAGACAAUUGGAACUGGGAAAGCAAGGCAAGAUGUUUACAUUUCAAAAUGGUUCGCAUUUGAACGAAUGCAGUUUCUACUGGACAAAGACGAACCACGAGAGACCAUCGACACAGAAGAUGGUACAUUGGAUGAAGACACUUCUUCCCAAUUGGAUGCUAAUACGGAUGGUACGGAAAUUCCGCUAGAACCGCAAGAUACUGAAGACGCAUUGGUUGUCAUUAAUACCGCUGUGGUAGAAAAUACAGAGCCUCCUCGCCCAAAGAAAUUAAAGAAACCCAAAGAAAAAGAAGAUGUCAGAAUACAGGAAGCAUAUGCGAUAUUAAAAGAUACGCAUGCAAAAUACAGCGCAUCUCAAAAUGUAUCUACAGAUCGUUUUACUAUAUUUGGGCAACAUAUAGCUGCUAAAUUGAGAACCUACAAUAAAAGAACACAGGCGAUUGUAGAACAUUCUAUCAACAACAUAUUAUUUGAGGCGGAUAUGGGGAAUAUUGAAUCAACGUACCCUCCCGUAAUAAAUUAUAAUACUUCUUCCGGUUCUACUCCUGUGUUAAGUCCAAGUCCUCAUCAAACGUAUCCGGAAUCAGAACCGUCAUACAAUACUGAAACAGUCAACAUGUGUUGCUCUGUUGGACCAAGUUCAAGUUCAAGCACAAAUGCUUAUAGUUUUCGAGUUUUGUAAUCACAUGUAUGUUUAACUACGUUAAUCCUACGUUAACCAAUAAAACUUAUUCUUAAAAGCUAUUUCACUUACCUUAAUUUGGUCUUUUAAAACUUCUAUUAACGCACAACACACGUCCGGGACAAUAGUCGAAAUUAACUGUUUGGAGACUUUGAAUAAAUAUUGGAGACUAGUAUAUGAAUCACCGGUUGCUAGGAAGCGAAGUGUAAUUGCUAACCGUUCCCUAACUGUUACUGCAUUCCUGAGUGUUGUGUCCUUCUUUUUUAUCUUGAGUGUAAUGGCGUUUACGAGAUACUCAUAAUCCUCGGGAACCAUACGCACAAAAUUUUGAAAUUGCUCAGAAUGUAAUUCGUCGAGCAAUUGCGGUCCUACAUUUCGGUUUCUGUAGAUUUGCUGAAUCCAAAAUCGUUUUGGCCGUUUAACUUUUUUUUUGUUUUUUUUAGUAAGUAGGUUAUGGAUAAGGAUGUAAGCUGCUC